UUUCAAUACUAAUGGUCAAAUACGAUGACCAUCAAGGGAACCGCUGUUAAGCUCCUCUUGAUCAUAAAGAUCUGCUCUUCUUCUAGGCACCAGAGCAUCAACAGUAUCACUUGUUAAUUAGAACGGGUGAGUUCCAUUACUAAACUUGCUACUUUUUAUUCCUUCUCUCCUCCCACCACAUUCUUUCUUUGUUCAUAAAUGCUUCUUCUUCUUUCCGAAUAGCUUCAAUAAAAAUACCCUUUUGUUUGUUCUGUGUUCCCUUCAGCAAUGUUUCGUAUUCAGUGCAGAAAACUAUGUUAUUUUAGUAGGGUUUUGGAUUCGACAGUCACCAUUUUAGCUCUUAACCUAAGCGCAUCUCUGAAAUUCAUCUCAACAACAACAACAACAAAAAAUUCUUCUGAUCGACAUUCUUUCACGGUCUCUUAUCUCGUUAACUCUUGUGGGUUGUCUGAACAAGCUGCCGGCUCUGCAUCCAAGCGUGUUCACUUCGUAACCUCAAAAAAGCCAGAUUUAGUAAUUUGUUUUUUCAGAGACCAUGGAUUUUCCAAUGCCCAGAUCACCAAAAUUAUUAGAGUACACCCGAACAUACUCUUGUGUGAUACAGAUAAAACCCUUAAACCCAAACUCGAAUUCUUCCUUUCAGCAGGUGUGUCAUCCCCUGACCUUGCUCAGAUCAUCUUUCGAGAUCCAGGGACCUUAUUACGGAGCUUAGAAAACCAAAUAAUUCCUUCAUUUGAGUUCCUUAGGGGUUUGGUUGAGACCAAUGAAGAUGUCAUCAAGAUUUUCAAAAAUUUCCCCAGGAAUUCCAUGUGGGCUAUUAGAAAUUACAUGGUACCCAAUAUUGCGGCUUUGCGACAUCACGGUGUGCCUGAGGCCUUGAUUUCGAUAUUGCUGGCGCAUCCUUCAAAAUUGCUUCGCAGACCUGAUCGGUUUAAUGAGAUUGUCAAAGAGGUCAAGGAAAUGGGUUUUGAUCCUUUGGAGGCAUCGUUUGUCUCAGCCAUCCGUGUGAUAGCUGGAUUGAGCAAAUCUACCUGGAAAGCUAAAUUGGACACUUUUAGGAAAUGGGGUUGGACAGAAGAUGAGAUUCUUUCAGCAUUUAGAAAGCAACCCCAAUGUAUGAUGUUGUCUGAGAAGAAAGUAGUAGGAGUUAUGGACUUCCUUGUUAAAGCAAUGGGUUUGGAGCCUUCUGUACUUGCCAAAUGUCCAAGUAUUCUCACUUAUAGCUUGGAUAAUAAAAUUAUUCCUAGGUGUUCAGUUAUUCAAGUUCUGCUCUCAAAUGGACUGAUUGAGAAGGACUUUAGCUUAGCCACUCUGGUAAUAAGCUCGGAGGAGUCUUUCCUUAAAAGGUAUGUGGCAAGAUUCAAAGGUCAAUUUCCUCAACUGCUAAAGGUAUAUCAAGGUCAGACUGAUUGGAGGGAAUGCACUAAUUGAAAAUUUUAAUGAGGAUGCUUUGGUAUGGAGUUGAAAUUGUAUGUUCUUCACUGCCUAUACCUCAUGAAUGCAUGUAAUUUUAGUUCCAUAUGUGCUUGUUUUGUGCAUCUGGAAACAUUAAAUGGUAAAGAAAAUUGGAGUGAAUGCUUUUAAAAUUGUUCCUAUUGUAUUUCAAUUCUUUUGUGCUAAAUGUCUCCGUUAUGAUGAGGCUGAUGCAAAGCUCCGCACAAUUAUUUAGAAGUCAGAUCCUUAAUCACUGUAAAAAAAAUGUCUGGUUAAGGAACAGGAAGGUGAAGAUGUGACUGGGCUACUGCCUUCUUUUAACCUUUUUCAAGCUAUAGUGGGUCAGUUGGUUAGUCCAUUGUUAAAUAGUCUAUUUUUUUUUUAAAUUAUUUAUUUGUUUUUAUCACAUUUUCAACUUCAGGCUGUUUUAGAUUUACUCUAAUAUUUUGCACAACCCAUCUUGUAAACUUAGCUGGGUUACAGCUUGAGGGGCCUGCUUCUGAAAAGAUACCAUGAAUUGGUUUUAAACAUU
This is a messenger RNA of Telopea speciosissima, 1966 nucleotides long. Its product is annotated as transcription termination factor MTERF5, chloroplastic-like. Lineage: Eukaryota; Viridiplantae; Streptophyta; Magnoliopsida; Proteales; Proteaceae. Bases 268 to 1431 code for a protein of 387 amino acids. Gene Ontology annotation, molecular function: double-stranded DNA binding. The record is from RefSeq and is a predicted model, not a curated record. Gene Ontology annotation, cellular component: chloroplast. Gene Ontology annotation, biological process: chloroplast organization; regulation of DNA-templated transcription. The transcript has a single exon.